Molecule: messenger RNA, 2336 nt
Organism: Chelonoidis abingdonii (Abingdon island giant tortoise)
Lineage: Eukaryota; Metazoa; Chordata; Testudines; Testudinidae
Gene: GNL1
Product: G protein nucleolar 1 (putative)
Molecular function (GO): GTPase activity; GTP binding
Source: RefSeq, a predicted model, not a curated record
AUGGUUUCUCCCUGAUUUCUCCUACCCAGCUUCUCAGUGGUUUCUUCCAGUCGCAGUGGUUUGCUCCGCCUCCCUCCCCCUCGGGCCUGCAGAGUGGUUCUUCCCGCUUCCCUCCCGGUGCUGCGGGACGGCGGCCGGGCCGGGACAUGCCUCGCAAGAGGCCGUUUAGCGCCAAGCAGAAGAAGAAGCAGCUGCAGGACAAGAGGGAGCGGAAACGGGGUCUGCCUGAUGGCGUGAGGUCGAGCUCCAAUAGCCGGAGUGGCAGCCAUGAGCGGCGGGAGGACCACACAGACACGUCGGACAGCGAGUCCCUGUCCCUGCAGGUCCGGAAACUCAACCAACAGCCAGCAGUCCGCAGGCUGGGGGAUCGCAGCUAUGACCCCAAUAGGUACCGGCUUCACUUUGAGCGCGAGAGCCGGGAGGAGCUGGAGCGGCGCAAGAAAGUGGCUCAGGAGAAGAUCCUGGAGCCUGUCCCAGAGAGCGAGAAGGAGCUGGACAUACAGGAUGUCUACAGAUCUGGCUCCGUGCUGGAUUUCCCCAAGCGCCCCCCCUGGAGCUACCAGAUGAGCAAGGAGCAGCUGCUGGUGCGGGAGGAAAAGUGUUUCCGGGACUAUCUGGAGGGAAUCUACAGCACCUACCAGCCCAGCCAGCUCAGCUACUUCGAGCAUAACCUGGAGACCUGGCGUCAGCUGUGGCGGGUGCUGGAGAUGUCAGACAUCAUCCUGCUGAUCACAGACAUCCGUCAUCCGGUCAUUAACUUCUCCCCUGCACUGUAUGACUUUGUGACCAAAGAGAUGAGGAAGAACCUGAUCCUGGUGCUGAACAAGAUUGACCUGGCGCCGCCGGCGCUGGUGGUGGCCUGGAAGCAUUACUUCCAAACCCACUUCCCCCAGGUGCACGUCGUCUGCUUCACCUCCUACCCCCAGCAAAGCCAGGAUCCCAGCACAGUGUUUAAGAAGCGGCGGAAGCGGAGGAAGGGCAGGAGCACGGCCAUGGGACCAGAGCAGCUGCUCCACGCUUGCGAGACCAUCACUGCAGGGAAAGUGGAUCUGAGCAGCUGGAAGGAGAAGAUCGAGCGGGACGCAGCCAGCACCCACCUGCCCGCCGAGGACUCGGACGAGGAGGAGGACGACGAAGGGACGGCUGUGCUGGUAGAACACCAGACUGACGUGGCCAUGGACGUCGGGGCUCCUUCCCAGGAGCUCUACAAGGACGGUGUUCUGACUGUGGGCUGUGUGGGGUUCCCCAAUGUGGGCAAAUCGUCGCUGAUGAACGGGCUGGUGGGGCGCAAAGUGGUGAGUGUGUCCCGGACGCCCGGCCACACCAAGUACUUCCAGACCUACUUCCUGACGCCCACCGUGCGCUUGUGCGACUGCCCCGGCCUCAUCUUCCCCUCCCUGGUGCACAGGGAGCUACAGAUCCUGUCUGGCAUCUACCCCAUCGCCCAGAUCCAGGAGCCCUACAACGCCGUGGGAUACCUGGCCAGCCGCAUCCCCAUCCAAGCCCUGCUCAAGCUGCGCCACCCCAAUGCCGAGGAGGGCAAGCCCGUGACCAGGUGGUGCGCCUGGGACAUCUGUGAAGCCUGGGCUGAGAAGCGCAGUUACAAGACGGCCAAAGUGGCUCGUAACGACGUGUACCGAGCUGCCAACAGCAUCCUGCGGCUGGCGGUGGAUGGGCGCCUCUGCCUCUGUAUGCGGCCUCCUGGCUACUCCACUCAGAAAGAGCAAGAUCCAACGGCUGGAAGUUGAUGCCAGACAGAUUCAGGGUGGAAAGACAUACGUUUUGAACAGCGAGGGGCAGUGGGGCAAUUUACCAAGAGCUGUGGUGGGUCACGGGCAGCUUUUAAAUCAACCUUGGAUGUUUUAAAAGGGCUGCUCUGGUUCACACGGCUUAAACCAGGGCCUGUGUUAUGCAGGAGAUCAGGCGAGAGGAUGUUGGCAUGAGAAUCCGUUAAUGAAGUUAGCGAGCAAUGAUUUUCCCCAAGGAAUAUUUUAGGAUCAGUUCAUAAAGUUGCUGAUGGCCCAUCAAUCGUUACUCAUUGCUAACGAGUCUCUGCUCCUUUGAAUUCAAAAUAAGUUUACGGAUGAUAAUCAGUAGUUAAGAGUGACUGCUUUCUUCGUUCUCACCACAGAAGCGUGCUGUAUAAAUAUGUUACAGUUCAGGUACUCACGUGUUAACAGUCAGUGUGUGUGCGCGCAUAUAGAAAAUCUAAGAGGUGUGAAAAUCAGAAUUACCAUUAUGCAGGAAAUUCUGAUAGUUCGCUUUUUUUUCUUUCUAUUGAAUCAGGUUGAAAAAUCAAAAUUUUUUUGCAGAUGGUUGUGGGGUCUAGUGGUUAC